Messenger RNA from Homalodisca vitripennis (glassy-winged sharpshooter), 2066 nucleotides. RefSeq names its product tubulin beta chain-like. The transcript has 7 exons. Lineage: Eukaryota; Metazoa; Arthropoda; Insecta; Hemiptera; Cicadellidae. The record is from RefSeq and is a predicted model, not a curated record. Gene Ontology annotation, cellular component: cytoplasm; microtubule. Bases 103 to 1473 code for a protein of 456 amino acids. Gene Ontology annotation, biological process: mitotic cell cycle; microtubule cytoskeleton organization. Gene Ontology annotation, molecular function: GTPase activity; GTP binding; structural constituent of cytoskeleton.
AAGGUUGGUAACGCUCAGUCCGCUCCGCUCAGCUGCCGGCGUGCUAACCUCACUCUGCCGUCCUCGUCCGUACACUGGUGAUCGCAGACCGCAAGAACAAACAUGAGGGAAAUCGUUCAUCUCCAAGCUGGACAGUGCGGAAAUCAGAUUGGAGCCAAGUUCUGGCAAGUGAUAUCCGAGGAGCACGGUAUCGACCCUACAGGCAAGUACCAAGGUACAUCAGAUCUGCAGCUUGAGAGGAUUAACGUCUACUACAAUGAGGCCUCAGCGAGCAGGAGUGGCAACUGUGGGAAGUACGUGCCAAGAGCCAUCCUGCUGGAUUUGGAACCAGGAACUAUGGAGAGUGUGAGAUCCGGAGUGUAUGGAGAGCUGUUCCGGCCAGACAACUUUGUGUUUGGCCAGAGCGGAGCAGGCAACAACUGGGCUAAGGGGCACUACACAGAAGGCGCUGAACUGGUAGAUGCUGUGCUGGAUGUGGUCCGCAAAGAGGCGGAGAAUUGUGACUGUCUUCAGGGAUUCCAAUUGACACAUUCCCUGGGGGGAGGCACCGGCUCCGGGUUGGGCACUUUGCUCAUAUCCAAGAUCCGGGAGGAGUAUCCUGACAGAAUUAUGAACACAUAUUCUGUCAUGCCUUCGCCUAAGGUGUCUGAUACAGUGGUAGAACCGUACAAUGCUACUCUAUCAGUCCAUCAACUGGUAGAGAACACAGACGAGAGCUACUGCAUCGACAACGAGGCUCUCUACGACAUCUGCUUCCGCACGCUCAAACUGUCUAACCCCACCUAUGGAGACCUCAACCACCUAGUAUCCCUCACCAUGUCUGGCGUCACCACCUGCCUGAGGUUCCCUGGUCAGCUCAACGCAGACUUACGUAAGCUGGCAGUCAACAUGGUGCCCUUCCCUCGUCUCCACUUCUUCAUGCCCGGGUUCGCUCCACUUACAUCUCGUGGCAGCCAGCAAUACAGAGCUCUCACUGUGCCUGAGUUGACACAGCAGAUGUUCGAUGCCAAGAACAUGAUGGUGGCCUGCGAUCCCCGACAUGGAAGAUAUCUUACCGUUGCCGCAAUCUUCCGCGGCCGCAUGUCUAUGAAGGAAGUGGACGAACAGAUGUUGAACAUUCAGAAUAAGAACUCCAGCUACUUUGUGGAAUGGAUACCUAACAAUGUAAAGACUGCUGUGUGCGAUAUCCCACCGAUGGGGCUCAAAAUGUCCUCCACCUUCAUCGGCAAUACAACGGCAAUUCAAGAGCUCUUUAAGAGGAUAUCAGAACAGUUCGCAGCCAUGUUCAGGCGGAAGGCUUUCUUGCACUGGUAUACUGGCGAGGGAAUGGACGAAAUGGAAUUUACAGAGGCUGAGUCUAAUAUGAACGAUCUGGUCUCUGAAUAUCAACAGUAUCAGGAGGCUGGACCCGAUGACGAAUACGACGAGAACCUGGAAGAUGCCGACGAGACAGCACAGGCCCAGUACGAUUAGACCAGUUGAUGUAGUUUUGGUGAUGCAUUUUUGUAUUAAUCAUAAAUCCAAAACUUCGCUAAUGCUGCAAGAGUACAUUGUUGAAAAGAAUUAAACUCCAUUUGUGUUAUUUUGUAUUAGAUAAAUUAUAAAACAAUGGGAAUCCAAUGUCAUAAUUUGAAAAUGUUUUAUAUAUAUGUAAUAGAAUUAUAAGGUAAAAAAUAUAUUCAUAAAAAUAUAAUUUCUAUUAUAUAGUUAAAAAUUUUACGUAAUGUGAUUUUUAUAACUCAGUCACAUCCUUAUUCACAUUGCGAUUUUCAAGUGCCUUUUAAAAAUAAAAAAAUAAAUUUAUCUGUCUUACAAUAAAACCGUAAUAAUUGUGUUUCAAAUAUAUCUCUAGUUGAUCAUGAGUUAAUUCUAUUUCUUAAAAAUUGUUUUUCAGAUCUUUAAUCUCCAUUAAUUUUAAGUGUUAAUCUCAAACGGAAUAUUGUUGUAGUUAAGUGUAAUUUAUUGUAGAAAUAAGUAUUAUAUCUUUAAGAAUUAAGAGCCUUUAUUUAUAUAGAUUUUCUACUUUUUCAUAUUUCUAUAAUAAUAAAAUAUGUGAUUGUGUUUUA